AUGGAUGGCCGUAAAGUUGUGUUAAUCACCGGUUGUGCUAAAGGAGGCAUUGGUUAUGAAUAUUGCAAGGCAUUUGCUGAGAAAAAUUGCCAUGUCAUUGCUUCGGACAUUCCUCAACGCCUCAACGAUAUGUUGGACCUCAAAUCAGACGACAUGGAUACAUUAGGGUUCGAUGUUUCAUCUGAUGAGAGUGUAUCAUCAGGUGUGAACACUAUUAUAUCAAAAUUUGGCCGAAUUGAUGUAUUAAUCAACAAUGCUGGAAUAGGAAGUACAGGGCCAUUGGCAGAGCUUUCACUAGACACAAUUAGGAAAGCUUGGGAAAUUAACACAUUAGGGCAAUUAAGAUUAAUACAAAAUGUUGUGCCCUAUAUGGCAUCACAAGGCAGGGGUAGUAUAGUAAAUGUAGGAAGUAUAGUAGGAAAGGUUCCUACCCCUUGGGCUGGGUCUUAUUGUGCUAGUAAGGCAGCUGUGCAUGCUUUGUCUAACACUUUGAGACUCGAAUUAAGACCUUUUGGAAUUAAUGUGGUGCUAGUGGUUCCUGGUGCCAUAAGAUCAAAUUUUGGUAAAGCUACAUCAGAAAAAUUGGGAAAUUGCGAUUGGAAAUUAUACAAAGAUUUCAAGGAGGCCAUUGCCGAAAGAGCUAGAGCUUCUCAAGGUGGAAAAGCUACUGAUGCUACAAUAUUUGCAAGACAUGUAGCCAGCAAGGUUUUGAGUUGUAAGCCACCAAAACAAAUUGUAUUUGGUCAUAUGACUGGUUUGUUUGCUUUGCUUUCUUGGUCUCCCCUUUGGGUUAGAGAUCUUUUCUUUGCCACUCGUUUUAAUGUAAAUAAAAGGGUCUAA
Molecule: messenger RNA, 840 nt
Organism: Jatropha curcas
Lineage: Eukaryota; Viridiplantae; Streptophyta; Magnoliopsida; Malpighiales; Euphorbiaceae
Product: short-chain dehydrogenase ptmH
Cellular component (GO): endoplasmic reticulum
Molecular function (GO): oxidoreductase activity
Source: RefSeq, a predicted model, not a curated record